Molecule: messenger RNA, 2265 nt
Organism: [Candida] anglica
Lineage: Eukaryota; Fungi; Ascomycota; Pichiomycetes; Serinales; Debaryomycetaceae
Source: the annotation of a GenBank genome assembly
GUGAAGUAGCGCCCAGAGUCAGAAUCUAGUGCUGGCCAUCGACUCGAUCUCCACUCGUAAAAGUGGAUCCGAGUGACGUCCGCACACUAGCAGACCGGCUCUGGAGACACACCCCAGCACUUGCCGCACACCCUCAGACUACGCCCAUACCUCAAUGUAUGGACGCCUCAUUGGGCGCUUACAAAUACACCUACAGAUCAAAAUGGACCAUGUGUACUCUACCCUGGCAACCCGACUUCAUGUCCCGAACUAAAUAUGUACCCUAUAACAGCACAUCACCAGCACAACCCACCAAUGACCCCAGCACUUGUCAUUGUACCGGCUGUCAUUGCCUCAGCAGGUGCGGAUUACCUUUGUAUCGAGCCCGAUACACUGACCAGCCAGGCACAAAUGUGCAGACUCAAGUACUCCAAAGUAACUGGUCAGCAACGCACCGCAGGUGACCCAAGACUUACAAACUGCUCGCGUAUCACCUGCAAACCCUACCCGGUGACCCCAGCAAGUACAAACUUACCGGUUGUCACGCCCCACCUGGUGCGGAUUACAUUCUGACUAGUCAUGCACCACUGUGCAACUCGAGUACUUCAAGACUAAUCAGCAACGCAUCACAGGUAUCCCCCAACUGUACAACAACUGUUUACUUCAUUUCAAAUAAACCCGGUGACCCUAGCUGAUAAUUGUGCUAUUAGAUCACACUCCAUCUGUGCGAAUUACCUACGUAUCAUUGACGCAAUCUAACUAGUGCCAACGAUACACUGACCAGACUUGCACAACCGUGCAAACUCGAGUACUUUUAAAUUUGUCUGGCCAGCAACGCACCGGAGACGCUCUAUUAUAAACCGUGCAAAAAAAGCACAGAAGGAGCAUCCCCAAACCCCACCACGUCCCAAGUGCUUUCACACUAAAGGGACAUCUCAUAAUUCUCCGCUAGAUGACCCAAGUGCCAAAGCACUAGUGUGUCACCUACUAAUUCCACUUCCCAACAAAAUCUUCAACCCUGAAACUCCCUUGUUUUGUCACCCUAUUUCUGCAACCACUUCCACAUUCUGUAUCCUUGUUUAUUUUUUAUCUUUUCCAUUUUCCGUUCCAAUUCUCCCUCCACCAUCACAUAUUUAUAAAUUAAUUUGGCUAAUGUUAAGCCUUUUCCUUUAGAUUAUAAUCACUUGUGUGUCUUCAUUGUUUUGCUUCCUUUGCUUCUUCUUAUACUUACUUUUUUUCUGCUACCAAUUUCUGUCUCAGUCCUCUAAAUUGAGGUUAUUUAAUAACAUCCAGAUAAGUAUUCAACCUGAUUCCCCAGAUGUAACUUCAUUCAUUGAUUUAACCCCCAGGAGUGAGUGACAAUUGCUAAGAAUGUAUUCACUCAUUAUUCAUUCUUGUAAUUCUUGAUAUCUUUUAGUUUUUAUUUUUUUCUUGUCUUUGUAACCUAAUCUUUUUUCGUUUCUUUCUGUUGUUUUUUACUUCUUUUUAAUUUUUUUCUUAUACUUCUCUUUUUGUUAUACCUUUUUGUUCAUCAUUUUUUGUUUAUUUUUUGUUUAUUUUUUCUUUGUCUUUUCUUUAUCUUUUUUUUUAUCUUUUAUUGCACUUUUGUUUUCUUAACCUUAACUUUAACUUUUUAUUUCUUUAACUCCAUUUAACUCCAUUUAACUUCAUUUAACUUUCUUUGUUUAUCUUUUGUUUAACUUCUUUUAACUUUAAUUCUUGAUAUUAUUUAAUCUUUUCCUUAUCUUUUCUUCGACUUUGAUUUUACUUUAUUUGCAACAUUUUAUCUUUUCUUUUGUAACAUUUUAUCUUUAUCUUUUAUAUCUUUAUCUUAUCUUUUUUUAUACUUUAACUUUUCUUUAACUUUUCUUUAACUUUUCUUUAACUUUUCUUUAACUUUUCUUUAACUUUUCUUUAACUUUUCUUUAACUUUUCUUUAACUUUUCUUUAACUUUUCUUUAACUUUUCUUUAACUUUUCUUUAACUUUUCUUUACUCUUUUUUAUCUUUAACUUUUUAUUUUUAAUCUUUUUUAUCUUUAACUUUUUAUUUUUAAUCUUUACCGUUUUUUUAUUCUUCUUUAUUCUUACCUUUAUCUUUUUUAAUCUUCAACUUUAUCUUUUUAAUCUAUACUUCAUCUUCUUUGAAUUUAUCAUCUUUUUUUUUCUUUGCUUUCCAUUAUUAUAUACUUCAAUUCUGGAGUUGGUAGGUUUGUACCAACUCAAUGUUUGUGUCUAGUGUAGGAUGUUUUUUAGGUUGUUUUAUAUUGACUUUUCUUGACGGAAAG